Molecule: messenger RNA, 3723 nt
Organism: Phycodurus eques (leafy seadragon)
Lineage: Eukaryota; Metazoa; Chordata; Actinopteri; Syngnathiformes; Syngnathidae
Gene: gng7
Product: guanine nucleotide binding protein (G protein), gamma 7
Exons: 5
Coding region: 1641-1847 (68 amino acids)
Biological process (GO): G protein-coupled receptor signaling pathway
Cellular component (GO): heterotrimeric G-protein complex
Molecular function (GO): G-protein beta-subunit binding
Source: RefSeq, a predicted model, not a curated record
GUGAAGACAGGAGAGGCUGCUGACAAAACAGCGAGCUGGCCCUUUAAAUCCCCAAUAGCGCAUUUCGAGCAGCGGAGGCGGACUCCAUCUGUGUCACGAAGCCGGAUCUCCCAAGCCCUUCGCCGGCGAGGAGAGACCGCUGCUACCGGUGGUGGACUUUUGGCUGCGUGGAAGAUUAUUUUGUUUUUUGUCGCUUACAGAACAGGACUGCACUCUCAAGUACUGAAAAAAAGAUGGCCCACUGAAAAAAAGCUGGCCCACACUGUGAGGGUGAAGUCAUUAAAGCUGACUUCACUCCCGUGAGUCGAAAGGGUGACAGACGAGAGAGAGACGACACAGCGGUGACAGCUGGAUGAGAGGCCUCUUCGCUGUCAGCAGGAAGACGUCAAUGUGAGCCCACCUGCUGACCAGCCGUAUCGUGUCUCCUCCUAGCUGAUCUUCUACCACCGUCUUCAUUCAACUCCGCCUAAGCCGCCUGCCUGACAUCAUUCAGGUAACCACCAUUGACUCGCGGCAUGCAUCGAGGCAGGUUUAUAUUGAAUAUAGAGCAGUGAUUCAAUUGCGCAAAUGAAGCGGAUAAAUACAUAUCUUGCCUCCAUUUGAACUUAAGUAAGUCAAGCAUCCAGUAUGCUUCAAUUAAAAAGUAAUUAUACACAAAAACACAUAAAAAAGAGAGCAAAAACUAUACUUUGAAAAUUGUAGCAAUUAGUACUUGGUUCACCACCAUCUGCUGUCUGAACUCUGCCAAGCAACAGGUGACCAUGCAAAUGGGUAACCAGAAAAAAAUAAAUCUAACAAAAAAAAUAAUUAAUAAAAUAUAAUUCAUGCAAAUAGUAAUAUAGUUAAUGAAUACAAAUAAAUACACUAAAAUAGUAAUGCAGUGAAACAAGGGUAUGCAGCACUUUUGUCUACAUGAAGCUCCUCAAUUCACUUCAAAUUGUUUCCUUGGCACUGAGAUGCCACCAGAUGGCAUCAAUGUAAUACUGUUGUUGCUUUGGUAGUAAACGGAUGAUAAAUUACACGCAAAAAAAUCUGAGAAUGGGCAAAUUCAUGAAUGCCAAAUUGUGAAAAUAUGAAGGGAUCACUUUAUAGUUAAUUAAUAAAAAUAGACUAUAUUAGUUUUACAAUUAAUUAACACAUAAAAAUUAACUACACUAAGAUAGACAUACCUUUUAACAAAAUAAAAUUACUUAAAUAAUUAUAGCUAAUGAGCUUCGGCUGUAGCGAACGUGACGUCCGCAGUUACCAUCUUCUCUGGGGCAGUUAAGCUCCAGCCCUUUGAACUCUGCCCAGCGACAAGUGUCCAAUUCAAGAAUAUGCUUUCAAAACGUACAUUCUCACUUUUUUACAUAUUAGAUUUUUGAGGUGCUAACUUUAUUCACCUCACAGCGGCGCUAAAACUCAACAACCGUGGCCUAGUCGCGAAGAAGGGCCACAACAUUUAAGUACACCUGCACCAUCCAAUGACACAAGAGCUUUCAUGAGGCGGAAUUUUUGAAGCACCUGUUGUAUUGGGUGUCAUUAGACGGUGCAGGUGUACCUAAUUGUGUGGCCAGUGAGUGUAUAUGACAGUUUUGUGUUGUUCUUUCUCUUUCUUUGAUGAAACUUUCUGCAGUGUUGGUGCAUUCUGAUGGAUAAGAAUGUCCACCACUAAUAAUAUCGCCCAGGCCCGGAAACUGGUGGAGCAGCUGAGGAUCGAGGCGGGGAUUGAGCGGAUUAAGGUGUCCAAAGCGGCCGCCGAGCUGAUGGGUUACUGCGAGCAGCACGCUCGUAGCGACCCGCUGCUGGUCGGCGUUCCCACCUCUGAAAACCCUUUUAAGGACAAGAAGCCCUGCAUCAUCCUAUAGCUGCACUCCACACACACGCACGCACACACACACACACACACACACACACACUCCUGAAAUAGCCUCUAUGGAAAAGCGCCAUAAUCUACAGUCGGAGUAAGGGUGGAGGUGGGGGGGGGGGUUUCCUGUUCUGGUGCCCGUCUUUCAAAUUACAGUGAUUGAGAUCAGUAUGCUUGGACCGAGGUGCUUCGGUCCGAUAGUCACACAAAUGCUGGUCAACUAUCUUAACUUGAAAGGGAAGCGAUGUGCAGCAUUUAUUUUGACAGUCAAGUCGGGGGAGGCGGGUGGAGCAUACGGGAAGUAAUAAUUGGGGGGUGGGGGUGUCUCAAAAUGUUUUGACUUUACGUGCAAUGUCGAUGAUUUGUUUUCAGAGUCCACGGUACAAGCUGGCAUUUUCUUAUUCGUUUCUGUAACGCUGUCCGGUGUAAAAAAGUAGCAACAGAAUGUGGGUGCAAAGUUGACCUGAUCAUUUUCUAGCUUAGUGAGGUCGUAUAAGAAGCCCCUUCCACACUGCCCGUCACUGGCUUUUUCACAGCUUCUUCGGUUAUGGGACAAAGGUAGCGACGCGAUGGAGCGGUUGAAGUUGAGCCGCAAAUUUGACGGCAUAUCAGAGGUAGACUUUGGCAUCUUGAGCAGUUCAUAAUGUCGGAUGGACUGUUAUGGAUCUGAUGCGUCAAAACGUGUGAAAAAGGGUUACAGCCAUAACAGAUGCUGGGGGUGUGAACUAGCCGUAAGGGUAUAUGUGAAAGGUAGCGACGGAAUGAGGUUAUGAAGGCGACCGGGUAAUUUUCCAUCUUAAGAGGUGUUAUCAGAAGCGCCAUUCACAGUACCCAUCAAAGUCGGCUUUAAAGUCAACCCUUAAAACCUUUCAGGCGACCUGAUAAUUUUCCUGCUUAAGAGGUCUUAAGAGCCCCUCGAACACUAUCCAUCAAAGCCAGCGUUUUUCCUGGUCACUGUCCUGUGAGAAAGGUAGCGAUGGAACAGGAGUACAAAGUCGACCCGGCAAUUUUCAAGCUUCAUAGGGUAGCAUCAGAAGUCCCUUUCACACUGUCCAUCAAACCUCUUUUUCCGUCCCUUCACCCCCCCCCCCCCCCCCACCUCCCCGAGUCGCUGUCCUGUGUGAAAGGUAGCGACAGAAGAGGCGUAGAGUUGAGUCAGCUUUUUUUUCCGGCUUUGGAGGUACGUAGUGUGAACCCCAUUUCACACUACCGGUCAGCAACGGCUUUUUCCCUGGUCGUUGUCAUGUGUGAAAGGUAGCGACGCAAUGAAGGUAUGAUGUCGCCCCGUAUUUUUUAUUCAAACCAUUCGAUGCGACGGCAGUGGCGGCCAUCUUACCUGCCGAGCGUUCGGAUUGGUCCAUUGUCAGUCCGCCUUCUCGUCGUGCCGUCUGUGUGGGGGGAAAAAACAUUUUUCUUACUUUUCAUAUCAAAACAUGAUGAAAUCCGCCAGGAUCACCGCCUUGAAAUUCGUUGUGUUUAUUUCUAUUGCCUUGAUUGAUGAUUGCGAGGAAAUUCUAUUUUUUCGGUAAAAGUUUCUCUUACGUGCCAUACAUACAUAAGUCUUUUUUUCUUUUUUUUUCUUUUUUUUCUCGCACACUGUUAAUAUUUUGUGGAUAUUUGUUGUCAAAGAAAACAAGAUAUUGACAAGUAGAUAACGUUAAUAAAAAGAUGAUAUUACAGACGUGCUUUUCUUUUGUCAAUUAUUUUUAGGGCUCUUUUCGGUUUUGGUUUUAGUGCUGUUUUUCCUCCAAUCACAGAGUUCGAUAAUGAAUGGAUAUAUUUGAAAGGUCUAUUGUUCCACAGUGUUAUAUUUUUCUACAAAAAUGUCAUAUUGUGUCACAAAAUGGCUAUACAUAUUCUGCUAUGAAACCGCAUUA